UCAACGUGUCUUUGUCCGAGUUAGUGUUUAUAAACGUUGAAAGUUAACACAUUAACUGCGGACGAAAAUAAGUAGCCGUUCGCUGGGAGCUGCAAUUAUGAUAUCUUUUUAAUGAAAAAUUUCUUACAAAUGUUCCAAUAUGAUUAUUUUGAAAAACAUACAUUUGUGGUAACUUAUUUUAUAUAAUGAUUGCCGAACAAAAAAAAUGAAAGCUGAAAAAUAAUAAAAACAACCACAUAUUUUCAUCCUCAGCGAAAAGUGUUAAAUGAUAACUAACAUAAGUAAUUGAAGUAUUUGCUAUUUUUAUCGUUUCAGCGCACCUCCAGCGCCAGCUCGAGGACUACAUGAUGAACUACCCGAAGGUUCAGAUCAUUAGGGCGCAAAAACGCGAGGGACUUAUUAGAGCACGUUUGUUGGGAGCGGCAGCAGCGAAGGCACCAGUCCUCACAUAUUUGGACAGCCACUGCGAAUGUACCGAGGGUUGGUUGGAACCACUUCUGGAUCGGAUCGCUCGCGAUCCGACGACAGUCGUCUGUCCUGUAAUCGACGUCAUCGACGACACCACGCUGGAAUAUCACUGGAGGGAUUCCGGCGGCGUGAACGUCGGCGGGUUCGAUUGGAAUCUCCAGUUCAACUGGCAUGCGGUUCCGGACAGGGAGAAAAAGAGGCACAAGAAUCCCGCGGAGCCCGUGUGGUCACCAACCAUGGCUGGUGGUCUCUUCUCGAUAGAUCGGGCAUUCUUCGAGCGCCUCGGCACGUACGACAGUGGUUUCGACAUUUGGGGUGGCGAAAAUCUCGAGCUUUCGUUCAAGACCUGGAUGUGCGGAGGUACUCUGGAGAUCGUGCCGUGCUCGCACGUGGGCCACAUCUUCCGGAAACGUUCGCCGUACAAGUGGCGUAGCGGCGUGAACGUGCUCAAGAGGAACAGCAUAAGGCUGAGCGAAGUGUGGUUGGACGAGUAUGCCAAGUACUACUACCAGAGGAUAGGUCACGACAAGGGCAACUACGGCGACGUAUCGGAUCGAAAGGCCCUGAGGAAGAAGCUGGGCUGCAAGUCGUUCAAAUGGUACCUCGACAACGUUUAUCCGGAGCUCUUCAUACCUGGCGAGGCCGUGGCUUCCGGCGAGGUUCGUAAUCUCGGAGAGGGAGGCAACACCUGUCUGGAUUCGCCAGCACGCAAGGCAGACUUGCACAAACCAGCUGGCCUCUACCCCUGCCAUCGACAGGGCGGAAAUCAGAUCAGACACCUCAUUAGCAGCAUAUGUAUAGACUCGCCAGGGAAACCGGAAGACCUGCACCAACCAGUGGGUUUAUAUCCCUGUCACCGCCAGGGCGGCAAUCAGUACUGGAUGUUGAGCAAGACCGGGGAGAUCCGUCGAGACGAGUCGUGCUUGGAUUACAGUGGCACUGAUGUCAUCCUCUAUCCUUGUCAUGGUAGCAAGGGGAAUCAACAAUGGAUUUAUAAUCCUCAGACGAAGCAGAUCAGACACGGUAGCAGCGACAGGUGUCUGGCGAUCACGGAAAGCAAGCAACGUCUGAUAAUGGAGGAGUGCUCGCUGAACGCUGCCAGGCAGAGGUGGUCCGUCGAGAACUACGAUCCGUCGAAGCUGUGAUAUCGCGCCUUUUCACGCAGCCAGUCGAGAAACACCGGUCGAAGGUUCGAUCGGUCCGGUACUUGGAUGUCUGGUCCUCGUUAUUCGGUCGCCAAGACCCGUUUCGGCAGAUAGAUUCUGUGGUUUCGGGGCCUGGGCGCCUCGAAACACCGUCGACCAGACGCUCGAGAUCGACUGCGAGAGAAAAGGGACGCGAGACUUCCUCGUGAAAGUAAAUACCAGCCACGUUGAGGACGAGGCUUCCGUGCGGCGAUAACGACGAUCCGAAUCGACGAUCGUCGGCUGUAAUUACUAACUGUAAAACAGACGAAGUGCAAUAGAUACUAUCGACUUAAGGGUGAUCGAAGAGGGACUUCCCCUUCGACGAAACGCUGUAACUGAUGUACAAUGAGACGAAACGUUAGGGGUACGGUCCGCGAGCGCGUCGAAUUUUUUGGGAAACGCUUUCGCUGGCAUUGAAGAAUCGAGAGGUUUUCCGGAGAGGUUGCGAGAAUCGGAACGAAUGGCGCUAGGAUUUUAAUAGUUUUCCUUUUUGCGUGGAUUGUUCUGAUGUUCUUUUAAUUUUUUUCGACGUUCAACCGGAAUCCAAGUUCGUUUAUUGGAUAAACGUGAGCGUUUAUAAUGAUGUUUACCCGCGAAGACGUUGAAUAUAUAUUUCUUAGGGAUUGUUUAAUUCCUUGAGCAAUGGUUACAGAGUUAGGAUCGUUAUGUUUUGCAAACUUUGAUUAACUAGAUGUAAUAAGUGUGAGAGGGUAUCGCGCACCUUUACUUACUGAUCUUAAUGAUCGAAGCAAGGUUUUUACGGCUAACUGCGUAGUUUAAGGCAAUAAUUAGGACGUGGACGAUGCGCCGAUGCGUCAAUGACAGCGAAAAGCGUGUCAGAAGGAUGUAUUAUUUAGAUUUUAUUCGGGUGUAACGGGCGAAUGCGAUUGUAUCGACUUCGAAAAGAGCCUCGAUCGUCGCGAUCGUCCGUUGGUGGUUGAUUUGAGGAGGAUCGAAUGAUGCGAGGUGCUUAUGGCAAGUGCCAUCUCAGAGACAACGAGGUGCUCCAUUGGAAAUCAACGAGUCGCCGGUGAUAGAAAAUUGAGAGUGAUUUAAAUUCAAAUAAUUUCACUGUCGAAUGGUAGGAAUGAUAAGUAAGAAUAAUUAAUCCAGAUAUCGACAUAUCAUACUUUUAAAAAUAUUUUAAAUAGGUACUGGUUUAACCAAAACUGCAAAUAUGCAGAGUGUCUAGGACUAAAUAUUUCAUGAAUUAGAUGCCAGUUAUUAAUGUUAGCAACAUGUUGGAUAUGUGAGGAUUUUUGUUUAGAAUAGCGUUCAUUGAUGAUCACAUAUCAGCAAAGAAACGUCUUGUUGCUUACUUCCUUAAUUGUACUUUAAAAUUAGUUUAUUUUCUUAAGUUAGAACUAGCACGGCAUUGAUUUAUGAAAAACAUAUCAAUUUAAUUUUAUAUAGGAAGUCGUGCAUUAGUGACGUUUAACUUUAACUCUUUAGAAAUUUAAAAUUUUUAAAUUAACUUAAAAUACUAUUUUCUAAUCAGUAUAAAUGAAAUUAUGAAAGUACUUGGAAUAUUUCGCAGGGGCAUUUUUAUAGAAUCGGUUGAUUACAGCCCAACUCGGAAUCAUUAUAAAAUAUCAAUCAAUCGAAUUAUAAAUAUUAUCAGCUCAAUAAAUUAGAAAUUAGUUCUCAUUUACCCGUGACGCGAGAACGUUUGAUGAACUCCUUUUAGUAAUAUGUAUAAAUAGACAAAUCUGUUACGAUUAAUCCCGUAAUUAAUUUGUCAAAUACAAUUAAAUAUGGUGCUUGUUGGGUAAGAGGAAAAACCACAUUAGGAGGCCAAAUUAAUUUUUUCUUCACUUUGAGAAUAUUUUAGGCAUGUUUUCAAGUACAUUUGGU
Molecule: messenger RNA, 3509 nt
Organism: Hylaeus volcanicus
Lineage: Eukaryota; Metazoa; Arthropoda; Insecta; Hymenoptera; Colletidae
Gene: Pgant9
Product: putative polypeptide N-acetylgalactosaminyltransferase 9
Exons: 8
Coding region: 345-1613 (422 amino acids)
Cellular component (GO): Golgi apparatus
Source: RefSeq, a predicted model, not a curated record